Paramisgurnus dabryanus is the source of this 2773-nucleotide messenger RNA. It is a transcript of the gene rbm4.2, whose product is annotated as RNA binding motif protein 4.2. Gene Ontology annotation, cellular component: nucleus. NCBI's taxonomy places the organism in Eukaryota, Metazoa, Chordata, Actinopteri, Cypriniformes, Cobitidae. The record is from RefSeq and is a predicted model, not a curated record. Gene Ontology annotation, molecular function: zinc ion binding; mRNA binding.
GGACCGGAAGUGCUCUUGGUGGCGGCGCGGACGCCAUUUUAGCUCAUUCAUCUUCACGGGCGGUGAGAUUUCCUGAUCAAUACGGAAAUAAACGGAAAUAAAGAUGGUUAAGAUCUUUGUUGGCAACCUAUCCUCGAGCACGACCACGGAAGAUCUGCGCUCGCUUUUUUCUCAAUACGGCAAAGUAAAAGAAUGUGACGUCCUGAAAAAUUAUGGCUUUGUACACAUGGACGGUAAGCAGGAUGCCGAAGAGGCUAUUCGCAAACUGCACCAUCAUGAGCUGAAAGGUCAACCUAUAAAUGUGGAGAUGAGCAAAGGGAAACCAAGGGGCUCAACCAAGCUGCACGUGAGCAACAUCGGCAGUAACUGCACCAACCAACUGCUCCGGGACUUGUUUGAAAAAUAUGGUCCUGUUGUUGAGUGUGACAUAGUGAAAGACUAUGCCUUUGUACACAUGGAGCGAAUGGAGGAUGCCAUGGAGGCCAUCAGUGAGCUGGAAAACACAAACUUCCAAGGCAACCUGAUCAAAGUGCAACUAUCCACGAGUCGUCUCCGCACGAUACCCGGCAUGGGAGACCAAACUGGCUGUUAUGUCUGUGGAGAGCAGGGCCACUGGUCCAAAGAUUGCAGACGUGGUCAGAAUGGUAGCUAUGGUGGAUCGGGGGGAUUCCAUGGCAAUAGAGGCCCCCCGAGGGGUGGGCCAAAUUAUGGCAUGAGUGGCCCUGGAGGUCCUCCUAGCCGAGGCUACCCAGCAGGGCCACACCCCCCUCCCCCACCUAUGAGCCGACGUCCCAGCUAUGGCGAGUAUGGCGCAGAUGCUCGAGAUCGGUUCCCCAGCAGGCCGCCGAGCACCUAUCCAGAGAGGCCGCCCGCAUAUGAUCGAGAUCGUUACGGAGGCAUCGAUUUCUACGAGAAGUAUCGGGCUCGUCCGGUUGGCUCUAGCCCUUUUGCGGAUAGGCCUCUCUCUAUCCCCCCUCCUCCCCCUCCCCCUUCUUCUUCUCUCUCAAGGAUGCGGUUGGCUCCUCCCAGCCUUGAUCCCUAUGAACGACGUCCUCUGGCGCCCCCACCUCCCACAGCAUCGGCAUACUUCUCGCGGGACCGUAGCCCAAUCAGGCGUGUGGGCACGGGUUCGGAAGGCUACUUGUAUGAGCGUACGCGACUUUCCCCGGUCUCGAGGAGCUCCUCAUCGUACCCCGUGCCGCGAACCAGGGACAACUACACCGAGCGGGUUCGAUACGCAUACUAAGCCACACACAUGCUAAGGUGUUUUCAAGUGAUACAGCUUUCUUUCCACCUAUAUGACCUUUUGAUCAAAAAUGACCCAAGAUGCUGCGCCGGAUUUAAAAGAUGGAGAAUUGAAAAGACACUUGAUCACAAUGCUUAUUCGAUCUGCUGAAUAUUUUACACACAUACAGUUUAAUAUUCCCUUUCCCAUAAAGUCUAUUUUUUGUCAUCUGUGCAUAAGUUAGUGUUUUGUAGAUGGGUUUUGCCUCCAGUAUCCAGAGGUAAGGUAAAAUAUCUGAUGUCAGCAUCAUUUUUAAGAUUUAUUAAUUGCAAAUAACCAUACUCGAGUGAGGCUUACUUUUUUUCUCUAGUCUACUUGUGAUCCAUUAUUUACUUUUUUUUUAUGUAAAGACUAUAUCUCCAGCUGUUAGGUCUGCUUGCCACUAAACAUUUUGACUUUGUAAUUACAAAUAAAGGGAUAGUUCACCACAAAAAAAGAAACUUCUGUCAUUUACUCAUCCUCACGUUGUUACAAACCUGUAUACAUUUCUUUGAUGAACCCGAAAAUAUUUUUUGAAGAAUGUUUGUAAUCAAACUGAUCAGGGGGCCCCAUUUCGUAAUUUUUGGUUUUUACUGUGAAAGUCAAUGGUGCCUCUGACCAGUUUGGGUACAAUCAAACAUUCCUCAAAAUGUCUUCCUUAGUGUUCAUCACAACAAAUACAUCAAUAAAGGUUUGUAACAACGUGAGGGGGAGUAAAUUAGGACAGGACUUAAAUUUUUGUGUGAACUACCCUUUAAGUUUUGUGAGGACAAUCUGGUUAUGUUUUUUUUUUUUUUGGUGAUUGUGUAUUUGGGGAAGUGGCCAUUUGUAAUUGAAUCCUACAGCUGCAAAAUGCUUUAAUGAAAAAUAAAUUCAAAUCCAACAUUCCAACUUCAUAUCUACUACAGGUGAUUGGUUUUAUUGAAAUGUAAAAAAUAUUCAAGAGUUGAGUUUCUCAUCUGCUCAAAGAUUCUUGUCAUUAAUUUGGUGGUUGUAUCUAUUUGGUACAGUUAAAGGUGGGGCAACUUCUUAUACUUUAAGGUUUUGUGUAAAAUUUAGACGUUUGGUUGAAAUUAAUUUGACUUUUUUGUUACUGCCUGUACUUCUAGAUGUGAUUUCAUUCACAACGUAAAAAUGUUGGGCCGUUAAUGUGGUAUGGGUAAACAUUUUGUACCCUAUCUGGUUUGGACCUGAUUUUUCUGUUUGUGCGUACCACUGACUGUUUAUGGCAGGGGAUUUUACAUUGUAUAAGGCACCUGGAUGUGUGAAGACGGAAAUAUGGACUGUACGUGAGAGUGAAUUAGGAACGUGCAGACCGACUCUCACUCAGGGCUUUAUUCACCUUUCGAGACUGCUGACAUUUAUUAGCGUUUCUUCUUUAUGGGUGCCUUGGGAAGCUCUGUGAAAUGUUUAUAAAUUUGAUUUUCUGUAGUUUGUACAUUUCCUACAGAAGUCAGGAGUGUGUUUUAUGAAUUAUCUUUUGUAAUAAACCAAUAUUUUGGUGACAAA